This is a messenger RNA of Didymodactylos carnosus, 828 nucleotides long. The record is from the annotation of a GenBank genome assembly. NCBI's taxonomy places the organism in Eukaryota, Metazoa, Rotifera, Eurotatoria, Philodinida, Philodinidae.
AUGCAUCGUAACCGGGGCUCGAGGACGUCGCAAAGAUACGGUAUAUUGACAAGAAAAUUAAUAACAUUUAUUAUUUGUCUUUCAUUUUAUAUAAUAAGUUUAUCUUGUGAACGAUCAUCACCACCAUCAUCAUCAUCAUCCUCGUCAUUGUUAGAUCAAAUGAGUGAUUUUUCUUAUAAUCCGAUGUCCAAGUUUUUAGCAAAUAAAUUCAAUGCCAAUGAUGAUGAAUUAAGUUAUCUUGAUAAACUAACUAAAUUAAAACAAAAAAAUCGUAAAUCAACAUUACAAUAUACCAGUCCAUCUGUUGUUAUUGACGAUUUUCUCUUUCAUGGUGAUCUUGGUCAUGCAUCUAAUUUAUCACUAUUAAAAAGUUUAGAUAUUCGUUAUAUAAUAAAUAUCUGUGAUUGUCCAUUGGAUAAAGAGAUAAUGGAUGAAUUCAAAGUACUGCACAUUAAUUUGGACGAUGAAAUUGGAGUUGAUAUUAAACAACAUUUUGAUCAAACAAAUCAAUUUUUAUUCAGCUGUAAAGAGAAAAAUCAAAAAGUUCUUGUUCAUUGUCAAAUGGGUAUUUCACGAUCAUCUACAAUUGUUCUAGCAUAUUUAAUGAAAUAUCAUCAUAAUACACUGCUUGAAGCAUAUGACUUUUUGCUAAAUAAACGUCGACAAGCUUCGCCAAAUUAUGGUUUUCUUUUGCAAUUGAUUCAAUAUGAAAAAGAAUUGAAACAGAAAAACGAAAUUAACGAUGAUAGUGGUAAAGAAAAAUCCAAACAAAGUGAUGUUGAAAAUCCAGUUAAAACAUUAGAUGAAAAUAUAAACAAAGUGGAAUGA